Bubalus bubalis (water buffalo) is the source of this 2207-nucleotide messenger RNA. It is a transcript of the gene MLKL, whose product is annotated as mixed lineage kinase domain like pseudokinase. The transcript has 12 exons. The record is from RefSeq and is a predicted model, not a curated record. The coding region runs from base 574 to 2001 and encodes 475 amino acids. NCBI's taxonomy places the organism in Eukaryota, Metazoa, Chordata, Mammalia, Artiodactyla, Bovidae. Gene Ontology annotation, molecular function: protein kinase activity; ATP binding. Gene Ontology annotation, biological process: protein phosphorylation; cell surface receptor signaling pathway.
ACAAUGCAGUAGGCAAAGAACAGUACAAGAGAAUGUAAAUGAAUAAACACCCCAGACAUCCUCCACCCAGGUCUUCCCUACUCAAAAAGUCUUCUCUUAGGGUCCAAUUCUAUCCUUUUGGACAGUCUGAUGAGUUAAUGAAUGACAUUGCUCAGACUUCCUAGCUAAGGACCCAGCUAACUUUAAUAAAGCAGAGGUCUCUGCGGGACCUUAGAGGAGGAAGUUGGCUUCAGCCGCACCCACCGCGGCCCACGCCUCUCCUGAGCCCAUCCCAGCUGUGUGUGUCUCCCUUGGCUCUCUCCCCGCCACACUCGGUAUUUUGAGGCACCGAGAAGCAGACACGAGGACCUUCUCUCUAGUUCUGUUUUUUCUGCUCAUCUAAUCUUUCCCAUACUGGGUGCUCUCUAUACUAGUUUCCGGGACCUUAUUCUUUCCUGAGUCCCCAGCCCCAAGCAGAGGACGUGGCACCAGGAGUACUCCAUAAAGUUACUGAGAAAUUUCGGGGAUCUUCCUGACCCAGGGAUCAAACCCACAGCUCCUGCCACAUCUCCAGCAUUGCAGUUUCUUCCAGGUAUGGAUCAGUUGAAGCAGAUCAUCUCCUUAGGCCAGCUUAUCUACAACCAGUGUGAGGAGAUGAAAUACUGCCAGAAACAGUGCCGACGUCUAGGGAACCGCGUCCAGAGCCUGCUGCAGCCUCUGCAAAUGCUCCAGGACCAAGGAGAGAGGAACCUGCCUCCCCAGAUAACCGCCGCGCUGAGCCGUUUCCAGGAUGCCCUAGAGGAAGCUAAGGAGCGGAUAGACAAGUUCAGCAAUAAGUCCAAUAUCCAGAAGUUUCUAACAGCAGGGCAUGACAGCAUAAUCUUUGGUGGGGUGAACCAGAGGCUGAGCGAUGUCUGGGAGGAGCUCUCUCUGCUGCUCCAGGUGGAUCAGUGGAGGCAUACGUCAAGCCUCAGCCUAGGAGUGUCCUGGCAACAGGAAGAUCAACAGGAUGCAGAGGAGGACAGGAAAGCUAUCCAAGGACUGAGUGAGAAAGAAACUGUAAAAACUUUAUUGAGGCAACUGGAGGAAACCAUCGAAGCCGUGAAGAGCUGGAUGAGGUCAGAUUCACAGAAACCCAAGAAGGGGUUCCCACAAGAUCAAAUCAAGGAGAUUAAGAAGGAGGAGCUUCCAGAAGCCGAUUGGAUCCUACUAAAGGAAAAUGAAUCCAGCACACUUUAUGAAGGAAAAUACCACGAAUCUCCAGUGGCCAUAAAAGUAUUCAACAACUCCCAGGCCAAAGACAUUGGAAUAGUGAGGCAUACUUUCAAUAAUGAAAUCAGAACCAUGAAGAAAUUUGAUUCCCCCAACAUCCUGCGCAUGUUUGGGAUUUGCAUUGAUGAAACAGCGAUCGGCUCUUUUCCAUCAGUGACGCCCCCUCAGUUAUCCAUCGUCAUGGAGUACUGUGAGCUCGGGACCCUGAGGGAGCUGCUGGAUCGGGAAAAGGACCUCACCCUGGCCAAGCGCAUCAUCCUGGCCGUGGGGGCAGCCAGAGGCUUGUACAGGCUGCACCAUUCAGAAACACCCUCAGAACUCCACAGGAAUAUCAGUAGCACGAGCUUCCUGGUGACGAAAGACUACAACGUGAAGCUUGCAGGAUUUGAGUUGAGCAAAACACAGACUUCCAUCAGCCGACAAACUAGAGGAAAAGCAGCAGAGAGAGUCAGUUCUGCCGCAUAUGUCUCACCCCAGAGGUUGGAAAAUGUGUAUAAUAAAUACGACAUAAAAGCUGAAAUAUACAGCUUUGGAAUUGUCCUCUGGGAGAUCGCCACUGGGAAGAGCCCAUUUGAAGGUUGUGAUUCCAAGAAGAUCUACCAGCUGGUGGCUGAGUCCCGGCACCGGGAGCCAGUGGGUGAAGAUUGCCCUUCAGAGUUGCAGGAGAUCAUUGAUGAUUGCCGUGCCUAUGAACCCUCCAGGAGGCCCUCUGUUAAAGAAAUCUUAAAGAGACUGUCUUCCUUUUAUUAAGCCAAGUGUUGAAACUGAAACUGUGUCCCUGAACAAGGAGCUGGAAGAACAUGAGCUGGGCAUCUUUUUCUCUCAAAUCCUUCAGCAUGGAUUUAUUUAUGGAUACAGGGGAGCAGCACUUCUCUGUUACAAAUAGAAAACAACUCCAGUAAUCCAUCCCACUCCCAAUGAUACUGUCAAAAAUACACCUUUGAUAAUAACUCUGA